GCGGAGAUGUGGCUUGAUGUUUUUGAUGGACGCUUGCUUAUCGGAAACAUGAGAGAUUAGACCAAUAUAUUAAGAGUACUUAUUCAGGUUCUUCAAGCAUCGACCAGAAGAUGAAGUGUGGCCGCGUGCUGAUAUCUGUUGUUGGGGGAUGUACUGUCGUGUGUGAUGUUUGCGAAGGACGCUUCGAUGGAGUAGAAUCAUUCACGAAUCAUUUGAAAACAUCGCAUUCGGACUAUGGUUUACAGAGCGAUGGCUGGGGUAAAAUUACCGUCAAAGAAGAAACGACUUGCCAAGACGAAAUCGAAGACCAAGGUAUCAAAAACCGCUCGAAAAUAUUAAGGAAACACACUGCGAUCAUUACCACUGACCCCCCCAUCUAUGACGAAAAGAGACUCUUUUGUAUUACAUGCGAUCAUCAAUUUAACUCCAGAGAGGGAUUCUUGCAUCAUAAGUCUUAUCAUAAGAAGCGAUUAUGUAAACAAGGAACGACCCAUUUGGAGCAUGACAACCAGGAGGACGUUCGGAGCGAAUUUACAGUGGAAAAUGGACAUUAUAUAGAGGAUUACGAAGUCCAAGAUUCAGUAUGUAAUCCGGCAAGUGACUAUAUGGCUCAGGAUGAUGAUACAAUGGAGACAGAUUGCAACAAUCAGGACGACUCAAAUUGCCUUAGCGAUGAUUGUCCACUUCCAAGCAGCGAAAGGAGGCAACUACAACCAUCAACUAACGUCAUCAACAGCGGGCAUCAAUUGAAUUCAAAGCAUACAUUCAAAGAUCAUAAACAAAUUCAUGGAUCAAAACUUGAAAAACGGAAGAUCACCGAGGAAUUGGAAGUAAGACCAGCGCAUGUAAAAAUGGUGUUUUCUGAAAAUCCCAUUUUCGACAAUGAGAACAAUUUUUGUAUCACCUGCAAUCAUAAAUUCUCUACUAAAGCCGUUUUUAAGACUCAUAAACAUAAACAUAAGGUGAAGAUUCUAGAAAAGCAAGGCGUUCCGAGACCCGAGGCAAAAUUUUCAUGCGAAUUAUGCUCCCAAAGAUAUAAAUCAAAUUUUACUUUAAGACAGCACUAUGUAAUUGGUCAUGGAGACACGAUUCCGCCAUCUCUUAAGAACGAUCCCACAUACCUCAGGUGUCGGUUUUGUCAUAAACAAUUUGAAAAACCAACCGAACGUUACGAACAUGAGAAAAGUCACGCUACUGAAGAAAGGCCGUUCAAAUGUUCGAUAUGUCCGAAGGUUUUUACCACUAACUUAAAUCGUGAGUAUCACGAAUCAAUUCAUAAAGAUCAGCCUUCUCGGAGUCCCGAAUCUUUUAAAAUUCAUAAAAAGAUUCAUAGACCAAAAGUUGAAAAAUCGGAGUCGUUCAAGGGAUUGAAAGCAGGACAUACGCCAGUUAGAGUCGUGUUUACUGAAAACCCUGAAUUCGACAAUGCGGAAAACUUCUGUAUCACUUGUAAUCAUAAGUUCUCCUCUAAAGGCGUUUUUAAGGCUCAUAAAUAUACACAUAGAGUGAAGAUUCUUGAAAAGCAAGGGGCAGUGAGGCCUGAGGGAAGAUUGUCAUGCGAAUUAUGCUCCCAACGAUAUAAAUUAAAUUUUACCUUAAGACAGCAUUAUGUGAUAAGUCACGGAGAUACGAUUCCGCCGUCUCUCAAGGACGAUCCCACAUAUCUCAAGUGUCGAUUUUGCCAUGAACAAUUUGAAAAACCAACAGAACGUCAUGAGCACGAGAAAAGUCACGCGAGAGAUGAAAGGCCGUAUAAAUGUUCUUUGUGUCCGAAAUUGUUUACGACUAGCACGAAUCGUGAGUAUCACGAAUCAAUUCAUAGUGAAGACCCUUCUCAAGCUCUUAAAAAUUUAAAACUUCGUGAAAAGAUUCGUAGAUCUAAAAUUGAAAAAUUGGCGGCGAUCAAGGGAUUGAAACAUGGACCAACGCCAGUUAAAAUGGUGUUUUCUGAAAAUCCCAAAUUCGACAACACGAAAAACUUCUGCAUCACCUGCAAUCAUAAAUUCUCUACUAAGGCCGUUUUUAAGACUCAUAAAUAUAAACAUAGAGUGAAGAUUCUUGAAAAACAAGGCGUUCCGAGACCCGAGGGAAAGUUUUCUUGCGAAUUAUGCUCGCAACGAUAUAAAUCAAAUUUUACUUUAAGACAACAUUAUGUAAUAGGUCAUGGAGAUACGAUUCCGAAGUCUCUCCAAGACGAUCCCACAUACCUUAAGUGUCGAUUUUGUCAUGAACAAUUUGAAAAACCAACGGGACGUCAUGAACACGAGAAAAGUCACGCUAGAGAUGAAAGACCGUAUAAAUGUUCACUCUGCCCCAAACUGUUUACGACUAGCACGAAUCGUGAAUAUCACGAAUCACUUCAUAAAGAGCACCCUUCACACGGUUCCAAAAAAUUCAAAAUUGAUAGAAAGAUUGAGAGAUCAAAAGUUGAAUCGGAAGCAGGGAAACCGCGAGUUAAAUUGGUGUUUUCCGAAAACCCCAAAUUCGACAAUGCGAAAAACUUCUGUAUUACCUGUAAUCAUAGAUUCUCCUCUAAGGGUGUUUUUAAGGCUCAUAAAUAUACACAUAGAAUGAGGAUUCUUGAAAAGCAAGGCGCAGUGAGGCCCGAGGGAAGAUUGUCAUGCGAAUUGUGCUCCCAACGAUAUAAGUUAAACUUUACCUUAAGGCAGCAUUAUGUGAUAAGUCACGGAGAUACGAUUCCGCCGUCUCUCAAGGACGAUCCCACAUAUCUCCAGUGUCGAUUUUGUCAUAAACAAUUCGAAAGACCAACAGAACGUCAUGAGCACGAGAAAAGUCACGCUAGAGAUGAAAGGCCUUAUAAAUGUUCUUUGUGCCCGAAGUUGUUUACGACUAGCACGAAUCGUGAGCAUCACGAAUCACUUCAUAUAGAUCAUCCUUCUCACAGUUCCAAAAGUUUCAAAAUUCAUAGAAAAAUUCUUAGAUUAAAAGCUGGAAAAUCGAAGGCGGUCAAGGGGUUGAAAGCAGGAUCAACGCCAGUUAAGAUGGUGUUUUCUGAAAAUCCCAAAUUCGACAACGCGAAAAAUUUCUGCAUCACCUGCAAUCAUAAAUUCUCCACUGAGGCCGUUUUUAAGACCCAUAAAUAUAAACAUAGAGUGAAGAUUCUUGAAAAACAAGGCUUCCCAAAGCCCGAGGGACAAUUGUCAUGCGAAUUAUGCUGCCAACGAUAUAAAUCAAACUAUACCUUAAGGCAACACUACGUAAUAGGUCACGGAGACACGAUUCCGCCAUCUCUCAAGAACGAUCCCACGUACCUCAAGUGUCGGUUUUGUCAUAAACAAUUUGAAAAACCAACCGAACGUUACGAACACGAAAAAAGUCACGUUACAGAAGAAAGACCAUUUAAAUGUCCAAGAUGCCCGAAAUUGUUUAGGACUAAUUUUAAUCGUGAGUAUCACGAAUUAAUUCAUAGAGAUCAGCCUUGUCGCAGUCCCGAAUCUUUCAAAGUUCAUAAUGAGAUCCAUAGACCAGAAGUUGAAAAAUCGGAGACGGUCAAGGAAUCGGAAGCAGGGCAAACGCGAGUUAAAGUUGUGUUUUCUGAAAACCCCAAAUUCGACAAUGCGAGAAACUUCUGUAUCACCUGUAAUCAUAAAUUCUCCUCUAUAGGCGUGUUUAGGGCUCACAAACAUACACAUAGAGUGAGGAUUCUUGAAAAGCAAGGCGCAGUGAGGCCCGAGGGAAAGUUGUCAUGUGAAUUAUGCUCCCAACGAUAUAAAUUAAACUUUACCCUAAGACAGCAUUAUGUGAUAAGCCACGGGGAUACGAUUCCGCCAUCUCUCAAAGAUGAUCCCACAUAUCUCAAGUGUCGAUUUUGUCAUAAACAAUUUGAAAAGCCAACAAUGCGUCAUAAACACGAAAAAAGUCACGCCAGAGAAGAAAGGCCCUAUAAAUGUUCUUUGUGCCCGAAGUUGUUUACGACUAGCACGAAUCGUGAAUAUCACGAAUCAAUUCAUAAGGAUCUCCCUUCUCACAGUCCCGAAUCUUGUGGAACUGAUUCAAGCCAAACCGUACAGGGUACCGAAUCGCAGCCGCAAUUGCAAUCAAAUGAACUAGAGACUGCCUGCCAAACAAGUAUACCAAUUGUGGCGGUAGAUGAGAAUGUUUGUGACCAAAGAGGACCAGAGAAGAGCGACGAACUGAAAAUCAAGGGCAGUUCAAAGAUAUUCGAAUUUGCGCCCGAAAUCGAUGAAGAAAGCUAUUUUUGCACGACAUGCAAUCUUCAAAUGGCUUCAAAAGAAACAUUCAAAUUUCAUAAAACGAGCCAUGAACACCAAAUUCAGGAACGAAAUCACCUUAACAAAUGGAAAGAAAAGAAAACAAGAAUCGUGACUUCUAAUAAUCCCAAUUUUGAUGACGAUAAACAAUUUUGUAUAACAUGCAAUCGGGGAUUUUCCACAAUAGCAAGUUUUAACACUCAUAAAGCAACACAUAAAAAACUGAUUCGUCAAAGACAAGGGAUUCAUCCCAAAUACCCGACUUCAUGCGAAUUUUGUACCAAACAAUUCCGGUCAAUACCUAUUUUAAGGCUACACGUUGUAAAAUAUCACGGAGAUGAAAUUCCAACGAUUUUCAAAGACGAUCCAACGUAUCUUAAGUGUCAAUUUUGUAAUAUCCAAUUUGAAAAAGCAACAACGCGAUAUCAACACGAGAAAACCCAUAUAAAAGAAGAUAAGCCGUAUCGAUGUUCAUUAUGCUCGAAAACUUUCUCCACAAGAUUUACACGCAACUCUCACCAAUCCACUCAUUGAAAGCUUUCGGACUAGACAGAAGCGGUCUUGCACCUUAAUAGGCGGGGCCAAACAGGGCUCGGUUGGAAAAUGCUGCGGAAGAUGGGAAAACAUCCUUUGGUGACGAGAGUAGUUUUCAAAUCAAAACAGAGCGAGAGGAUGAAGCGGAACUGAAAGGCAGACCCUCAACCAAAUUUAGAAAAAUACUUCUGUAUCAGUUGCAAUCAUAAAGUCUCCUCUGAGGUUGGGUUCAACUAUGAAAAGCAAAGCAAAGUAAUGACCGAACAUUGUCUUGUGAAGCACGUUCCGCAUGAUACAGAACAAACGUUCUCUGAACUCUUGGGCUCCGCGGAGCGGCCACUGAUACCUACCUACCUACCCUUGUGUUACCACCCGGGUACCUCAACCAUCUUAAAUCCUCUCGGAUCUUCACGGUUGGAUCAAUUUCCUAUCGAAUUGUGUAUUAAGCAUUUUCAAACUUUUUUUAAUUAAGCACGCGGGUACCGCUAUACAAAAUUCAUGUCAUUCAUGUAUUAUAUUAUAAAGUGAAAGUGUUUCUAGACAAAAAAGUGUACAAUUAUUAAUAAAUAAGU
This is a messenger RNA of Hermetia illucens (black soldier fly), 5338 nucleotides long. Its product is annotated as zinc finger protein 208-like. The record is from RefSeq and is a predicted model, not a curated record. Gene Ontology annotation, molecular function: RNA polymerase II transcription regulatory region sequence-specific DNA binding; DNA-binding transcription factor activity, RNA polymerase II-specific. Bases 111 to 4766 code for a protein of 1551 amino acids. The transcript has 3 exons. Gene Ontology annotation, cellular component: nucleus. Gene Ontology annotation, biological process: regulation of transcription by RNA polymerase II. Lineage: Eukaryota; Metazoa; Arthropoda; Insecta; Diptera; Stratiomyidae.